UGUCAAUUCUACUGAAUUGCUUCUUCUCUGUUCCCGCCGUCACAUCGCCGUUUCCGGCAGCGAGUAAAAAUCUCCGCCACCGUCAACCUCCACCGUUGCUCCGUCAUCUCACUGCAACUCCUCCACCUCCGCCGUGAACCGCCGUUAAAAGAAUCGAGAAAAGCCAUCAUCUUUGCUCCGUCAUCUUACUGUAACUCCUCCUUCUCAGUCGUCACACCGCCGUCGACGGCGAAUCCACUCAAAUUGUGCAAAAUAUGGAAGUAGAGAGAGUUUUUAUUGGAGUAGGGUGUAAUAGAGUAGUGUAUAACGUUUCAUGGGGUGCUUCUGGUUUAGUUUCUUUUGGUGCCCAAAAUGCUGUUGCCAUUUUCUGUCCAAAGACAGCUCAAAUCUUGACUACACUACCUGGUCAUAAAGUUUCUGUGAAUUGUACCCUUUGGCUUCCCAAUAGCAAGUUUGCAUUCAAAGCUAAGCAGCUGGAACAACAUUUUUUGCUUUCUGGAGAUGCGGAAGGUGUAAUAAUUUUGUGGGAGUAUUCUCUUGUGGAUGCGAAGUGAAGAUAUGUCUUACAAGUGCCACAAGCCCACAAAAAAGGUGUUACCUGCAUCACGGCGAUCAUGGUGUCUCAGCAAAAAGCUGUUUUUGCAUCUGCAUCCUCUGACGGCACUGUGAAUGUAUGAAGUGUUUUUUUCAUGCUCUUUGAUCUCAUUAACUCGCUUCAUGUACAUUUCGUUGUUGUCGUGCUGGCAGUUCGGGGAUCGAUGAACUGGGAAGAGAUUGGCUGCACUUAGAAAUCCUUGAUGUCAAUAUCUUGGACUAGUUCUUAUGGAGUUUCACCAUAUAUAAAGCAUGAUUACUGU
Solanum tuberosum (potato) is the source of this 857-nucleotide messenger RNA. Its product is annotated as elongator complex protein 2-like. Bases 255 to 554 code for a protein of 99 amino acids. The record is from RefSeq and is a predicted model, not a curated record. The transcript has 4 exons. Gene Ontology annotation, molecular function: protein binding. Lineage: Eukaryota; Viridiplantae; Streptophyta; Magnoliopsida; Solanales; Solanaceae. Gene Ontology annotation, biological process: tRNA wobble uridine modification. Gene Ontology annotation, cellular component: elongator holoenzyme complex.